Cordyceps fumosorosea ARSEF 2679 is the source of this 489-nucleotide messenger RNA. RefSeq names its product Ribonuclease III. Bases 1 to 489 code for a protein of 162 amino acids. Gene Ontology annotation, molecular function: ribonuclease III activity. The transcript has 2 exons. Gene Ontology annotation, biological process: RNA processing. The record is from RefSeq and is a predicted model, not a curated record. Lineage: Eukaryota; Fungi; Ascomycota; Sordariomycetes; Hypocreales; Cordycipitaceae.
AUGCGAUUCGAUUCUCAAUUUGGACAUGGCAUUGCGCAAUGCGAGCAGAAAAUCCAGUAUACUUUUACCAACAAGCUGCUCUCUGCCGUUUCACUGAACAACGCCGGACCGAAUGCCUCGGUCUAUAUCGACAAUGGCGAGUACAAGACGCUUUCCAAGAACGACCGCCUCGCCGUGUAUGGCAAUAGUAUUGCGACCGCUAUGCUCUGCCAAGACUGGUACCAUAAAAACUCCAGCAAAGCUAUAUGGACGUCCAUUCGUAACGAAGCGUUAAGCAACAACUUUCUCGCUGAGACAGGCUUUUCCUACGGGCUCGACCUUUGCGUCCACAAGGAUCCCGCAACGGUCUUUGUUUCGAGCAAGAUGAUGGCCACAGCAGUAGAGGCUAUCUUAGGGGCGGUGCAUCUAGACGGAGGCGACGCCGCCUUACGCCGUGUGCUAGCACACCUCCAUAUCGUCAGCCAAUACGAACACUCGGUAAUGUUUUAA